AUGGCUUCCAACAACAUCGCAAUAAUCGGCGCUGGCCUCUCAGGCCUAGCAUUGGCUCUAUCACUACAAAAACAAGGAAUUCCCUGCAUCAUCUACGAGUCCCGCUCCGCCUCCCUAGACAUAGGAGGCACAAUUAUGCUCUCACCAAACGCCCUCCGGAUCCUUGACGCAAUAGGCAUCUACAAAACCAUCAAACCACUCGGCUACUCAUUCAAAACCCUCCACUUCUACACCGGAAAACCAUUGGAUACCUACGACUUCGGCGAUAGCGACAAAUACGACUACGACGCCCUUCGUAUCUACCGGUACGAACUAAUUGAUGCCCUCGUUAAAGCCGUGCAAGAACGGGGUAUAAACAUCGAAUACGGGAAGAGGUUUACGCAUAUCCUCUCUGAGACUGAUGCGGAAGUUACAUGGGCAUUCGAGGAUGGAACGACCGGCACUGCUUCAUGUCUAGUCGGUGCUGAUGGGAUCCAUUCCCGUGUCCGCAAAUAUCUCUAUCCAGAACUCGAGCCGAAAUUCACUAAUUCCAUCGGUGUUACGGCUGCGGUUCCUACAUCUCAACUUAAAUUGGACGGAUACGAGUUGCCAUUGACGAUAAUGAAUCCCAAGCAUGGAGCCUUUAUCAUUGCGCCGCAACUUCAUGAUGGGUCGGAAGUCUUGAUUGGGAAACAGAAACGCGCUACAGAACUGGAUCGUCAGGGCUGGAACGAACUGCUCGGCAAUAAACAGUGGUGUGUUAAUUUCCUCCGUGAAGGCGUGGAAGAUUUUCCCGUGAUCGUACAAUCGGCUGUGGAGAAGAUACCACUUGACAAGAUCAAUCUUUGGCCGUUUUAUGUUGUGCCUAAGCUUGAUACAUGGGCUUCGGAUAAGUGCCGGGUUGUUAUUUUGGGUGAUGCUGCUCAUGCCAUUCCGCCUACGGCUGGUCAGGGUAUCAAUCAGGCGUUUGAGGAUGUGUUUACUUAUGCGCUUGUACUGGCCAGGUGUAGUGGUGGAGAUCUCAAAGGCGGGUUGAAGAGGUGGCAGGUUGGUCGGCAGGCGAGGGUCGAUCGGGUUUUGGAGCUUAAUAGGCAAAUUGAUGCGAGGAGGCUGCCGAAGGAUGCCGGUUCGGGGGUUGAGGAUUUGGAUAGUCAGCCAUUUGAAUUGAAGUGGCUUUAUAGUCCAUCGUUUGAGAACAUGGUUGAGGGUUGGUUGGAAAAUAUCUAA
This is a messenger RNA of Penicillium longicatenatum, 1206 nucleotides long. Its product is annotated as FAD-dependent oxidoreductase. The transcript has a single exon. NCBI's taxonomy places the organism in Eukaryota, Fungi, Ascomycota, Eurotiomycetes, Eurotiales, Aspergillaceae. Gene Ontology annotation, molecular function: monooxygenase activity; FAD binding. The record is from RefSeq and is a predicted model, not a curated record. Bases 1 to 1206 code for a protein of 401 amino acids.